Molecule: messenger RNA, 654 nt
Organism: Acanthosepion pharaonis
Lineage: Eukaryota; Metazoa; Mollusca; Cephalopoda; Sepiida; Sepiidae
Source: the annotation of a GenBank genome assembly
AUGUCUUUCUGCUAUCCUCUGUACCGUCUAUCUUUUUCUCUCUCUCUCUCUCUCUCUCUCUUCAUCUCUCUCUGCCAUUUUCCCUCUAUAACCCUUUUUCUUUCUCCCCUUCCCUAUUCCUCUCCAUCUGGAAAUCCGUCUCUCUCUCUCUCUCUCCUCAUCUCCCCACAUGAAGGGGGUCUGCUGAUGUUGUUGCCCUUUCUGCUUAGACAACACAAAGUCUGGAAGAACUGCAAGUUACGAAUCUUCACCGUUGCUCAACUGGAAGAUAACAGUAUCCAGAUGGAGAAGGAUCUUAACCAAUACAUGUACAACUUACGAAUAGAGGCUGAAGUGAAGAUUGUAGAAAUGAAUAGCUCCGAUAUUUCAGCAUACACGUAUGAACGUACCUUAAUGAUGGAACAAAGAACACAGUUGUUAAACAACAUGCGGCUUCAGAAGGAAACGGCCCAAUCAAUUAUUGACCGUGCACACAACCCUAGUCAUUUGGAAUCUAAGGAUGCUACUCUCGAGACGGUGGUCGAGGAAAGCGUUGAAUGCAAUGAAUCUGCCAAUUCAUUAGAACUCGAUCGAAGCCAGUACACCUUCUCCCCAUCUGAGGGUCGGUCAGUUGCCAAGGAACUCGGGAAAGAAUUGUUUCAAAUGAAGCCGUGA